AUGGAGAAUAACAAUGUGUACUCGUGUAACUACCAGAUGAAAGAUGAAAAUGGAAAUUCAGUCCCACAAUGUAACACACAAAAUGAACUACAUGGUAUGAAUAAUACAUCAAAUAAUAAUAAUCAGAAUAUUAUACCACAGAAUAAUCAUUAUUAUGGUAAUGAUUUUAAUUAUCCUAAACCUAAUUAUUUAAAUAAUGAUUACAAUUAUAUGGCUUAUCAUAAUAUGAGUCGUCUCAAUUAUGUAUAUCCCUAUAAUCCUUAUAGAAAUAAAAAUUACCCAUAUGGUAAUUUGCCGAACGUCUAUUAUCCAAAUGGUUAUUAUGCAAAUUAUUGUUAUCCAAAUUAUUGUUAUCCAAAUUAUUAUUAUCCAAAUUAUUAUUAUCCAAAUUAUUAUUAUCCUAAUAAUUAUUAUGCAUAUAAUAAUUUUCCACAUAAUAAUUUUCGAAAUAAUAAUUUUCGACAUAAUAAUUUUCCACAUAAUAAUAUUCCGCAUAAUAAUUUUCCACGUAAUAAUAUUCCGCAUAAUAAUAUUCCGCAUAAUAAUUUUCCACAUAAUAAUUUUCCACAUAAUAAUUUUCCACAUAAUAACAUUCCGCAUAAUAAUUAUGCAAACAAUAAUACAUAUUGUACACUUGGUUAUCACGAGACAUAUAGCCGGAGGAAGUAUAUAGAUAACAAUGUACAUAAUUUACCAAGAAAUUAUUCUUAUGAUAACAUGAACAGAACAUGGAAUUGUAACAAUUUUUCUAGUAUGAACAAUAUGGUUAUAUCUACAAAUACAGAAUCUAAUUGCAUGGUGUAUACUGAAGAUACUAUUAACACUACACGUAAUAUGAAGAAUUAUGUAAAUAAUUAUAGAAGUUGCGAAAUUAAUGCGGACAACAAUAAUGGUAGCAAUGAACAAUCUAUCUCUGAUGUGAGGGAAACGGAAUAUGGACAAAACAAAGAUGUUCAUGUUUUUGAGGAAAGUGUAAGGGAUUACACAAACAAUGAUAUUAAAGAAAGAAAAAAAAAUAUUUAUUUUAAUAAUAAUGAGAAUAAUUAUAAAGAGAUAUUUAAUGAAUAUGAAAGUAAUAUGGGCAAUAUGGGCAAUAUGGGCAAUAUGGGCAAUAUGGGCAAUAUGGGCAAUAUGGGCAAUAUGGGCAAUAUGGAUAAUAUGAGCAAUAUGAGCAAUAUGGGUAAUAUGAACAAUAUGAGCAAUAUGGGUAAUAUGAGCAAUAUGGGUAAUAUGAACAAUAUGAGCAAUAUGGGUAAUAUGAGCAAUAUGGGUAAUAUGAACAAUAUGAGCAAUUUGAGCAUUAUGAACAGUGUGGAUAGUAGAAGAGAAAAUGUGCAUAUUACAAAUGAUGUCAUCGAAAUAGUUAGUGAAUUGGAAGAUAACACAGAAAAUAUAAUUAAUAUAGAUGACAACUCAGAAAAUAUAUAUAAUUCAGAUAAUUACACAGAAAAUGUAUAUAAAUCUGAUCAUAACUCUGAAAAUAUAAUUAAUGUAGAUGAUAAUACAGAAAAUGUAGAUAAUUCAGAUAAUUACUCACACAAUACAUAUAAUUCAGAUAUCAAUUCAAUAAAUAUACUUAAUAUAGAUGAUAAUACAGAAAAUGUAGAUAAUUCAGAUAAUUACUUACACAAUGCAUAUAAUUCAGAUGUCAAUUCAAUAAAUAUACUUAAUAUAGAUGAUAAUACAGAAAAUGUAGAUAAUUCAGAUAAUUACUCACACAAUACAUAUAAUUCAUAUGUCAAUUUAAUAAAUAUACUUAAUAUAGAUGAUGACACAGAAAAUGUAGAUAAUUCAGAUAACUACUUACACAAUGCAUAUAAUUCAUAUGUCAAUUCAAUAAAUAUACUUAAUAUUGAAGAUAACAUUGAAAACAUGAAUUAUUCAGAUGAUAUAUUAGAAAAAAAUUGUAAUUCCAAUGGAAAUACGGAACAUAUAUCUAUCGCAGAUAAUUACACAGAAGAUGUGAGCAACAUAGAUAAUUACACAGAAGAUGUGAGCAACAUAGAUAAUUUCACAGAACAUGUGAGCAAUACAGAUGAUUACAUAGAGAAUCUAACCGAUACAGAUAACAACAAAAGAAACGAGACUAAUGAUACAAAAGAUAUUAACAAUUCAUUUAAUAAUAAUACUAAUGAGAAUAAUUAUACUAAAAUAACAACAUAUCAUAAUAAGAGAAACGUGAAAUCUAACCCUUUAGAUAAACUACAGAAGCAUGUGGAAAGUAUAAUUAUGAAAAAUCAAGUAUAUAAACAUAAUAAUGAAAGUGAACAUGUGUAUAUCGACAAUAAGAAAAACUCACCAAUUAAUUCAAAUAAUGAUGAUAGUACUGAAACAUAUUCAGACGUGAAUAAAACAUAUGAAUAUAAAAAUGAAUCGAUUAAAAAUGAAGUAGGAACUGAUAUGUGUAAUCAUCCAAAUGAUGAAAAAUAUGUAAAUGAGGAUAAUAUGGGAAAUCUAAAAAAGAAAAAAAAAAAUAAGAAAAAAAAAAAUAAAAAAAAUAAAAAAAAUAAAAAAAAUAAAAAAAAUAAAAAAAAUAAAAAAAAUAAAAAUGCACAAGAUUGUAGCACGAGUGAAGAAGUUAAAAAUAAUGUGGAAAGAAAUAAUGAGGAAGAAGAAAUUAAAAAAAAUAAUCAUAUAAAUGAUACAAGAAAAAAUGAAAAGGAUACUCAUUCUAAUAACAAUAUGAAAAGUGUUCCGAAUUAUAAAAAUAAGAACAAGAAUCAAAAUAAAAAUAUGUUUACUAAUAUGGACCAUAUGAAUGUGAUGAAUAACAUUGAUUGCAUUAAUAUGAAGAAAAAGAAUUAUAUGUAUAAUAUAAAUAAUAUGAAUUAUAUGCGUAAUGUGAAUAGUAAGUAUGAAAAUUAUAGAAAUUAUUCAUAUUAUCCAAGAGCAUCCAGUUUACCAUAUAACAAUGUAACUAUGAUAAGAAGGUCAAAUGCACCAUAUGUUCAACCCUUUAAAAAAAUAAUCAACGAUAACUCUAUGAAUAGUUCAAAUAAUCAUUUUAGGGAAGGUUCUAAUGUAAAUAGAUGUACAGAACAGAAUACAGGAGCUAACAAUAAAGAAAAAAAAUUUGUAAAAUCUUGUGAUGAAAAUAUUAUGAAAAAUUAUCAACAUCCGGAAAAAAUCAACACUGGAGAAAAGAAUGUGUCUGUUCAAGGGGGUGAGGAAUGUAAUGAGAAUACAGAAUCAAUGAAUAAUAACACAAAAAAUGUACCGGAAAAUUAUAAUACAAAGAAAAGAAAUUAUAAAAAUAAAGUUGGCAUUAAAAAUAUGAACGAUAACGAAAAGAAAGAUAAUAUGAAUGGCAAAAAUGAUGAUAACAAUAGGAAAAAUAAUAUAAAAGAUAAUGGCAAGUAUGAAAUUAUUAAUUCUUCAAAUGUGAAUGAUGUACAUCAAGUUGAUAAAAUUAAUAAACAGGAAACAGUCAACUGUAGUGAUAUUAGCAUAAAAUUAAAAAAUAAUAUGAACAGUGAUAAGGAUGAUAAGGAUGAUGAUAAUGAGGAUGAUAAUGAGGAUGAUAAUGAUGAUAAUGAGGAUGAUAAUGAUGAUAAUGAUGAUAAUGAGGAUGAUAAUGAUGAUAAGGAUGAUGAUAAUGAGGAUGAUAAUGAGGAUGAUAACGAUGAUAACGAUGAUAAUGAUGAUAACGAUGAUAAUGAUGAUAACGAUGAUAACGAUGAUAAUGAUGAUAAUAAUGAUGAUAAGGAUGAUAACGAUGAUAAUGAUGAUGGUAACGAUGAUUAUAAUGAAGAUGAUUAUAAUGAUGAUGAUUAUAAUAAUAAUAAUUUAAAGAACAAUUAUUCUUUAGAAAAUAAAAAUAUAAGUGAAAAGAAGAAAACAUCGAAUGUCAAACAUAUGUUUGAUUCUGAAAAUGAGAUAAAAAAGAAUAAGAAGUUUAAAAAUGUUCAAAAUUGUCGAAGUCAAUAUAAUAAUAGUAAUCAUUUUGAUAAAUGUAAUAAUGAUAUUUUCACUGGAAUGAAUAUGAAAAAUAUGAAUUUUGUAAAUUAUAUUAAAAAUAGAAAAAAUGUGCAUAACAAUAAUUGUAGGAAUACAAACUAUAAUGUUAUGAAUAUGGAAAAGAAUAAGAAAAAUAUAAAAUAUAAGAACCAUACAUAUAACAUGAUAAAUCUAAAUAAUACAAAUAAUAUAAAGAAUACAUAUCCAAUGAAUAAGAAAUUUAAUAAAAAUUUAUUUUAUGGAUUUGGAUAUACCAAUUGUAAAUAUAUCCCAAUUAUAUUUGAUAAUCAUAAAUAUUCUAAUAAAAAAGAAAAUUUAUCUUUAAAAAACGACAUGAAAGUAAAAAUAAAAGGAGUAGCUAUAAGCAGUAAUACAAAUGAAAAUGUAAAAUAUAUACCCCAAUCUAUAUCGAAUCAUAGACAUUAUAAUAAAUAUUAUAAUCAUUAUAAUGGAAAAACGAAAUAUGAAAAAUUUAGAUAUAAUUCUUUUUACAAAAAUUUUGAUAAUAUUAAUUGGAAUAAAAGAAAUGAUAAAAAGUUUAGUUAUAAUACAAAAUCAAAUAUUUAUAACAUUCAAGAUAAUAUUAAUAAUAGAUAUAAUAAUAAUGAUAAAUUUAAGAAGGUCCAUAGGAAUAUAAUCAUAACACUGAACAGACCACAUAAUUAUCCAGAAAAUACUAUUAUAUAUAAUUUAAAUACAAGAAAGAACUCAUCUUUAAAUAAUAAUAUGAGGUAUUCUUAUGAGAAUAAUAAACAUAAAAAAAACAAUGACUUCUUCAAAAAUGAUAAAACCAAAUCCUCACAAAAUAAUAUAUUACGCCUUUAUAAUAGAAACAAUAAUUCAAACGAUAGAAUAUUUCAAAAUGUAAACAAUAAUAAUAAUUCAAACAUAAUCUCAAGGAACACUGUAAACGAUACAACAGAAAGAAAAAAUGAAUUUAAUAGUAAAGAAUAUGAUAAAACAUCUGAUUUCAAUAAAAAUAAUACUCCCUUAAACAAAGGAUGUAAUCAAGGGUUUCAAGAUAAUAAUAGGCACAAAAAUAAACAAAACAAACAAAACAAACAAAACAAACAAAACAAACAAAAUAAACAAAAUAAACAAAACGAACAAAAUAAACAAAACAAACAAAAUAAACAAAACAAACAAAAUAAACAAAAUAAACAAAACAAACAAAAUAAACAAAAUAAACAAAAUAUUCAGAACAACUCUUUAGAAGAUAAAAUAAAAAUAUAUGAAUCAGACAAAUGUAAUCAUAAUGGUGUUUCCAAAUGUGACAUAAAGAAUUUAGAGGUAAGUGUAGAAACAAACAAACCCAAAAAUAAAUCUUAUCAUUAUAAUAGUAAUAACUACAAUUCACAUAUACAAAUGAGUAAUAAUGAAAGAAACAAUUCUAAAGGGAAAAGUACAAGAAUUGGAAAUACUAUAAUUAGGUUUGACCCUUUUGUGGAUAAAAAGAAUAAUAAAAAUAACAAUAACAAUAAAAAUAACAAUAAAAAUAACAAUAACAAUAACAAUAACAAUAACAAUUAUAAUAAUAAUGAAAGGAAUGAGGAUGCUAAGUGCUUACCUAUGAAAACAAAACCACAUGAUAUUAAGAAAAAUCUAUCUAUAUGUAAUAAAAACAAUUAUCAUAGUAAUAAUAUGUAUAAUAAGAACACACAUAAUUAUAAAAAUGUUAAAUAUAAUAAAAAUAAAUAUCACAAAAAUAAUUAA
Plasmodium reichenowi is the source of this 5670-nucleotide messenger RNA. RefSeq lists its product as hypothetical. Lineage: Eukaryota; Apicomplexa; Aconoidasida; Haemosporida; Plasmodiidae. The transcript has a single exon. The coding region runs from base 1 to 5670 and encodes 1889 amino acids. The record is from RefSeq and is a predicted model, not a curated record.